This is a messenger RNA of Amaranthus tricolor (Joseph's coat), 1751 nucleotides long. RefSeq names its product DEAD-box ATP-dependent RNA helicase 15-like. The coding region runs from base 143 to 1429 and encodes 428 amino acids. The transcript is spliced from 12 exons. The record is from RefSeq and is a predicted model, not a curated record. Gene Ontology annotation, molecular function: RNA binding; RNA helicase activity; ATP binding. NCBI's taxonomy places the organism in Eukaryota, Viridiplantae, Streptophyta, Magnoliopsida, Caryophyllales, Amaranthaceae.
UUGUUUUAUCUGAUAAAAUAUCCCAUUAUACUCCCUCUCGCACUUCUCUUUCUACGAUUUCCCUUUUUUUUCGUCUAACCUUUUCUUUGCAGACUUUCGCAAAACCCUAACCCUAGCUCUUCAAUUUCUUCUUGCCAAGAUUAUGGGAGAAACAAGAGAAAACGAUGCUUAUGAAGAGGAGCUUCUUGAUUACGAAGAGGAAGAAGAGAAGGUUCCAGAUUCCGGAGCUGCUAAAACCAAUGGUGAAGCCGGGAAAAAGGGUUAUGUUGGAAUCUAUAGUUCGGGUUUUAGAGACUUCCUUUUGAAGCCGGAACUUCUGCGUGCAAUUGUUGACUCUGGUUUUGAGCAUCCAUCCGAAGUGCAACAUGAGUGUAUUCCCCAAGCUAUAUUGGGCAUGGAUGUAAUAUGCCAAGCAAAAUCUGGUAUGGGGAAGACUGCCGUAUUUGUUCUAUCAACCUUACAGCAGAUUGAUCCUGUGGCUGGGCAAGUUGCUGCACUUGUUCUUUGUCACACCAGAGAGCUGGCAUAUCAGAUCUGCCACGAGUUUGAGAGGUUCAGCACAUAUUUGCCGGGCAUUAAAGUUGCUGUCUUCUAUGGUGGUGUCAACAUCAAAAUCCACAAGGACCUGCUCAAGAAUGAAUGCCCACAUAUUGUUGUGGGUACACCUGGAAGAGUACUUGCACUAGCUAGAGACAAGGAUCUGUCACUAAAGAAUGUCCGUCAUUUUAUUCUUGAUGAAUGUGAUAAAAUGCUGGAGUCCCUUGACAUGAGGAGAGAUGUUCAGGAGAUCUUUAAAAUGACUCCUCAUGACAAGCAAGUGAUGAUGUUUUCUGCAACUCUCAGCAAGACAAUCCGUCCUGUUUGCAAGAAAUUCAUGCAAGAUCCGAUGGAAAUAUAUGUUGAUGAUGAAGCCAAAUUGACCCUCCAUGGUCUUGUACAGCACUACAUCAAAUUGUCCGAGCUGGAAAAAAAUCGCAAGCUGAAUGACCUUUUGGAUGCUCUGGAUUUUAACCAAGUUGUCAUCUUUGUGAAGAGUGUAAGUAGGGCUGCCGAGCUGAACAAACUUCUAGUGGAGUGCAACUUCCCUUCAAUCUGCAUCCACUCUGGCAUGUCCCAGGAAGAAAGACUUGCUCGAUACAAGGGCUUUAAAGAUGGGAAGCAAAGAAUCUUAGUUGCAACUGAUUUGGUUGGCAGAGGAAUUGACAUUGAAAGAGUUAAUAUAGUUAUUAAUUAUGACAUGCCAGAUUCUGCGGACACAUACUUGCAUCGGGUUGGCAGAGCUGGGAGGUUUGGAACAAAAGGGCUUGCUAUAACAUUUGUGGCCUCUGCUUCUGAUUCUGAUGUUCUCAAUCAGGUUCAGGAGAGAUUUGAGGUCGACAUAAAGGAGCUUCCUGAGCAGAUUGACACCUCUACAUACAUGCCUUCAUAGAUAAGAGGGGCUACAAUUGAGCAAAGGUCUCGAUCAUGUGCCGCAGAAUUACCUUAGAAAAUGAAGGAUGGAAUUAGAAAAUUUUGUUGGUGCAGUGGUUUUUGCUUUGCGUGAGCCGAUGAAUUCAGCAGUUUUUGCUGUUUCUGGAAUUCUAAAUGUAACCCCAUCUAUAUUUUAUCUGCAGUUUCCUGACCUUUACAAUAUAUGAAAUAUUGCAGGGUUUAUUGUGUUCAUUUUUAGGGUUUUGUUACUGUUUUGUUUAAUGACAUUUGUUGGCAUGGUUUUAGCAAAGAUUUAAUCCAGUUCAGAGCUUUUCUUAAAA